Striga hermonthica is the source of this 384-nucleotide messenger RNA. The record is from the annotation of a GenBank genome assembly. Lineage: Eukaryota; Viridiplantae; Streptophyta; Magnoliopsida; Lamiales; Orobanchaceae.
AUGGCCGCACUCAGCCUCCGCAAGAGCAACACCCGCCUCCCGCCGGAGGUCAACCGUGUACUGUACGUCCGUAACCUUCCGUUCAACAUAACGAGCGAGGAGAUGUACGACAUAUUCGGGAAGUACGGCGCCAUACGUCAGAUCCGCAUCGGCACCAACAAGGACACGCGCGGCACCGCCUUCGUGGUGUACGAGGAUAUCUACGACGCCAAGACCGCCGUCGACCACCUCUCGGGCUUCAACGUGGCCAAUAGGUACCUUAUCGUCUUGUACUAUCAGCAGGCGAAGAUGGGCAAGAAAUUUGACCAGAGGAAGAAGGAGGAGGAGAUUCAGAAGCUCCAGGAGAAAUACGGGAUCGGCACGCCUGCUUCCAAAGAUAAGUAG